Molecule: messenger RNA, 2367 nt
Organism: Somion occarium
Lineage: Eukaryota; Fungi; Basidiomycota; Agaricomycetes; Polyporales; Cerrenaceae
Source: the annotation of a GenBank genome assembly
AUGUUCCUCUUCACUCCUCCUCAGGAACUACUGCCGAACAUCUGGUAUUGCUCCCGUAUCCACACAAACUUAGCACAGAAUACAAAGAUGUCGAUUCAUUGUAGGGCCCGACCUGGCCGGAACAGCCUCCGAUAUUUUCUCUAUUUCCUUCUUACCAACAGUGAGCUUGGGUCUCGGUUCGUCUUGUAUAGGCAGCGAAUUGUAUCCCAGUUGUGGUCGCGUGUAUGAUCUACAAAACUUUCAGGGAACGGACUCAACUUGGCACAUCUUUGGCGAUCUAUCAGAAGGUUGACAGCCCUUCGAUGCCCACUUCUUGCUAGGUCCUUCUUCCUUGGCUGUAGCAUAUGCAUCUCGGGGACAUUUGACUUCACAUGCUCUCGGCGAAUCCCUACUGCUUUGUUCAUCUUGGAAAGAUGACUUGAUAUCUCCGUCUUAUCGGAAACGCCCUCCUUCGCAGCGUUGUUGAGGUAGCUCUCAUGUAUCAACGUCCCUGGCAGAAAACAAUAUGAAUAGGGUCUCUGGCAUUGCGGAGUAUCGCCCUAUGAUUUGACAUGGACGCUUCUAUGAUCCUUGUUGUCCGCUUUCGUUUGAGUUUGCCCGAUGUACUAACAUUUCCGCGUUCAUCCAGUUCAUCUUCCGUCAGAAACUGUCGGGCCGAGUCAUUUAUGUGGAGUGAACAAGCCCUUAUCCAGUCAUCAUCCCCUUGGAUUAAUGAAGAAGUAUACUUUAACUCAAACAUUCUCUGAGUACAAAUGCCAGCCAUCUCGAAUGCCUGUCGUCCAAACGUUCAGUCAUGACGAGAGACUCCUACGAACCCGUUUCUUCUUUGCAUCCUUCUGACAAUUGUAUUGUAGAUCCCGUCAUCACUUCUGAGAAGUAUUCUGAGGAUGACUUACCAGCUUUCACGCCGAUGCCUUGGACAUUGCAAGAGAUUCGUGCAGCUAUUCCUGACUACUUGUUCGUGCGGGACACGACUCGAGGCGUCUUAUAUCUCGCUCGGGAUCUCCUUAUGGCUGCAGUAGUAUGGAAAGCGGGAACUUACAUCGACUCAUCCUUCGGGAACACAACCAUUCGUUCUCAGCUGUCUCCAAUCUUCGCGGAGACUCUUCGUUGGCUGACGUGGGCGGUAUACUGGUGGUUUCAGGGCUUGAUAUUCACCGGUAUUUGGGUGAUUGGACAUGAAUGCGGUCAUGGUGCCUUUUCCGAAUCAAACGCCAUUUGCGACGUCGUGGGCUUUAUCACCCAUUCGUUCUUAUGGACGCCGUACUUCAGCUGGAAGAUAUCCCAUCACCGUCACCAUAUCAGCCAUGCAUCUAUGGAGCGCGAUGAGGUUUAUGUACCCAAGUCGCGAAGUGACCUUGGCAUCCCAAAGCGACCGAACCACGAGAUUGACUGGGACGAAUACUUUGGAGAUACACCUAUCUACACGUUCUACAUGCUGAUGCGUCAACAGCUAUUAGCCUUCCCUGCCUAUCUCCUAUUCAAUGUUUCCGGGCAAAAGACCUAUCCCAAAUGGACCAACCAUUUCGAUCCGAAUUCCAUUCUGUUCACGAAAGCACAACGGAACCAAGUGAUCUUGUCAAAUCUUGGCCUCCUUUUCAUGGCAUGGGUUGUCAAACUCGCUUGUGCGAAAUGGCACCCCAUCGAGGUCAUCAAGUACUACGGAAUUCCGUGGCUUCUCGUUAGUCACUGGUUCAUAAUGAUCACAUAUCUUCACCACACGGAUCCUGUUCUGCCACACUACCGCGGGAAAGAGUGGAACUAUCAGCGAGGGGCAGCUUCCACUGUAGAUAGGAACUUCUUGGGCUGGCAAGGGCGAUUUUUCCUACAUGAUGUGGCCCACUAUCAUGUUAUCCAUCAUUUCUUUCCCAAGAUGCCAUUCUAUCAUGGACCUGAAGCUACGAAGUAUCUUCAGCAAUUCAUCGGGGAUCAGUAUCAUUAUUCCAACAAGCCUGUGUUCAAAGCUUUGUGGGAAAGCUAUAACAGAUGUCAGUUUGUAGAGGAUGAAGGAACUGUGUUAUUCUAUCGAGACAAACAGGGCAGAUCACAACUGCGUCUGGCCGACCAGUAUAAAGACUAGUGUUUUGGUCGUUCUAAUGAUAAGAAAAAAGUGUUGGAACGUCCGCGCUUUAGUAUGGUCGACCUUAGGUAUCGUUAUGGAUUGCUAUAUGAAGUCGUGUAUAUUUAAUAUUAGACCGUUAGAUGAGGAAAUCGACGCGCUAUCCCGGGUAUCAGCGUUAACAUUCCACACUAUGCUACCGAAGGUUCAUUGUAUGCCAGGUUUAUUGUGGAUCAGUGUUCCGAUAAAUUCAUGCAAAUACGAGUAUGUCGUAGUCAAAUGCAUACUAAUGAUGUCACGCAACUCCA